Aspergillus fischeri NRRL 181 is the source of this 3552-nucleotide messenger RNA. RefSeq lists its product as uncharacterized. The record is from RefSeq and is a predicted model, not a curated record. NCBI's taxonomy places the organism in Eukaryota, Fungi, Ascomycota, Eurotiomycetes, Eurotiales, Aspergillaceae. Gene Ontology annotation, cellular component: cytoplasm. The transcript is spliced from 2 exons. Gene Ontology annotation, biological process: chromatin remodeling. The coding region runs from base 1 to 3552 and encodes 1183 amino acids.
AUGGAGACCCAGCGGCAGGAGUCUUUUAAGAAGCUGCGUGCUCCCUGUGUUGAGCUGAGCUCAGUCGGUCUUGCCUUCCGUGGACGUCAGAAAACCCCCAACGAUGUUUUCCAAGCCCUCAGUCCGGUCUACAACGUCCUCACUCAACUUGCCGAUCAAGAUGCUCUGGACGAGAAGCUAGCGGAAUAUGCCUUUUUCCCUCUCUCGCAUAUCUUCAACGAGACUCAGAGACUUCCCGCGCGGACAUUGGAACUGGCUGUUAAUUGUCUACGGAUCCUGAUUGCGAAAGGAUGGCGCCGGCACCUGUCCCCUCAGUUGGGCAAGCAGCUCAUAAUACUGCUGACCUUGAUCGUGGGCGGUGCACCGAAUAAAGCCAGUGGAGGUCAGUCUCUACAUUCGCAGCCCGUGGAGCUCGGUAUCGCUUGUUUCAAUUGCUUCGCGGCUAUAUUCAGUGUUUUGGAAGGGCCAAAGGCAAAGCAAACAAUCUAUCAUGAGAUUGGUACAGCCACUAUUGUCGACCAGGCUGUGUACAUACUCCUCGAAGGUGUUUCGGAUGGACCGUCGGACGAAUUCUGUAUGGCUGCUGCAGAGGCACUUCGAGCUCUGUUCGAUCGUAUCACCGAUCGGGUAGUUUUAGCCAGUAUCAUGCCGCGGACGGUUUCGGCUCUGACAAAGGUCCUGAAGCCGACCACUCAGAUACGCCGCUCUUUCAGGGUAGUCUCGAUAUGUCUACAGAUUCUUACUAAAUUACUCCGAAACGUUUUGAACGACCAAGUCACGAGUUCGGUCACCGAAGAGUCGAAUAAAACCCAGCAAGCGGACAACCAGCAAGCAGAAGACAGGGUAGUCCUGGAUGGAUCUUGGUUGAAAGCAACGACUACGCAAAUUAGGCUGGCUCUCGCGAACAUAAUUCAGAUAAGACGUCAUGAACGGCAGGAGGUGCAGGCUGCGCUUUUGGACCUCUGCUCGAUGGUCAUAGAGGACUGUUCGGCUACCCUCCACGAUUCGAUACCUCUCAUGGUAGAGACGAUUGUCAUCCUAUCCAUAUCAGAAGAAUCACCCAAUCACGCCUACACUACUCUGAAUCACCUUGCUACCACGUAUUCUGUUGUAUUGGAUACUCUCAAGGACUCGCUUCACACCUGGGUCGCUGCUUUUCCGAGGACUAUGCAAGGCAAUGAUGAGACAGCCAAGCAAUGGGGAAUCAAGCAGAUAUCAACAGCCUUCCAGGUACUUUCCCAGGUUCAGUCGGGAUCUGAUAUUCUCACGAGUGCUCUCGCAUCAGGCUUGUGCGAUAGUGUUGCUGCUACUGUCAACCAAGCCUCCAGGAAUCCUUCGCCGGUGAAUCAAGAGAUGGUUGAGAACUUAAGUCUGGACGUUCUACAUCGAGACAAUCGGUCAUUGACGUUUCCCUCUGUACUUCUGGGCCACCGCAGUCAGCAGCAGACUCUCAAGGAUCUUCAAUCGAUGGUCGUUCGUCUCAAUACCUCCGAGUCUGGAAGUGAGAUUACAAGGUCCAUCAUCGGUCAAAUACACCGCGCCUCUGGAGAUGCAGUGGUGGCUCCGUUCUGGUUAGCCCUGAACUUUUUGAAAACUGGUUCGCAGUUCACGGGCAUUCUCGACGAUUUCAUAUCCUUAGAUCAUAUAGAAAUAUCGGUCCAGAGUCUAAGCAGUAAGGCCAUGAUCGAGGAGCUAUAUUACUACUCGUUGCCUCUUCUAGAUCAACCACUGGCGGAGACCUCCAGGGAUUGGCGAAUUUCUGCUCUCGCACUGGAAGCGGUUGCUCUUCAAGCACAGCAACUCGGAGAGGCAUUUCGCCCGGAGCUGAUGGAUGCGCUAUAUCCAGUUCUCCAGCUGCUCGCAUCAACUAACUCUAACCUUCAGAGGCAUGCUAUGGUAUGCCUUGACAUACUCACCAACUCUUGCAAGUACGAGGAUACCAGCACCAUGAUCAUUGAAAACGUCGAUUAUCUGGUGAACUCAGUGGCAUUGAAACUGAAUACCUUUGAUGUCUCACCUUACCCGCCGCAAGUCCUCUUCAUGAUGGUAAAACUGUGUGGUUCUCGAUUGAUUCCCUAUUUGGAUGACUUGGUCGACUCAAUGUUUGGCAUUCUGGAUAUGUACCAUGGGUACCCCAGACUUGUGGAAACGAUGUUCAAGACCCUGGCUGCCAUCGUGGAGGAAGGCACAAAAGCCCCGUCACUUCUCGCAAUUACCAAUGGCGAGGUCAAGGCUGUCGACCAUCGCAAGCGGCAGUACCAGAGACUGCUGGUGUCCACCCUGGCAGAGGAUUUGGCUGCCCGUAGAACAAAGCGAGCCAAGUAUAUGGAUGAAGACGUGGAAGACGAUGAAGAAAGAGUGUCACAUCCGAACCGGCCCUGGAAACCAGAUACUGAGAAGGUCGAGAGCUUGGACGCUGACAACCUCUCCGACAUCUUGAACGCGGAUGAAUCCGAGGAGCCACUUCCUCCUCCUCGAGAGCCGGAGGAUGAGGAGAAGCCGCUCAGUAAAUCACACACGAUUCUUCUACACAUUGUCAAGUCCAUACCCUCGCAUCUGACUUCUCCUUCGCCCUACCUUCGUCGCUCCUUACUCUCCGUCCUAAUUCAAGGCUUCCCAGCCCUGGCGCAGAACGAGAACAGCUUCCUGCCAGUCAUCAAUGAUCUAUGGCCUGCUGUUGCAUCAAAGAUCAGCUUUCCGUCUUCGUUAUCCAGCGACUCGUCCUCGACCGCUCUCAUGACGAGGGACUUGUCCACGCCGUCUACCAACGCUGUCAACAGCAGCGGCACACGCAAAAUCGACGAGUCCGACUUCAAGGAGGAGACAUUCGUCAGCACUGCCGCCUGCGAAGCCAUAGAAGUCAUGUGCAAGACAGCUGGCGACUUUAUGGCAUCCCGCGUCGAGGCCGAAUUCCCCCGCUGGGAGCGCAUCUAUCGCCGCACAUGGGACAAAGUGUGUCAAGACGCAGAAAGGGCACUCGAGCGACGCGCUCACCACCAAUCCGACAAAACACCCUCAUCCGAGACUCUCACACCAUCAGAAACCCAUCUCUCCCUACCUCUGUCUCACUCUCUAUCGUUAGUCAUACCCGGCUCCGGCUCCAGUACCACCUCUGGCGCUCGCGCCUUCACACCACACCAUACCCUCUGGCGCGCCCAGCUCUCCCUAUUCAUCACCCUCCUCACUCACGUCCGUCUCCCACUAUCCAUGGGCGACCAAAUAUGCGAGUUCUUAGCCGACUGGAUAACACUCUACGUUGGCUCAAACUACUACUCCCAAUUCCAUCUUCAAGCUACUGUUUCAGCCUCUGAUAUACCCACUGCCCAACGUGCCGAGCUGGAGCCCGUCGAGACUGCCAUUCAGGCCAUGGAGACCUGGAAUGCGGAUCUGACUUGGUUCCUCUUCCAGCAGCGAAAGGCGCAGGCAAUCGCGACGUCGAGUAGAAGCAAGGCGGGUAAUGUCGUGCCUAUGAUCAGCGAGAUUUCGGAGAAUCCAUUGGAGUCUUGGUCUUCGUUGGCAAACCGUUUGAAAUUCGUCCCGGUGGUGUUCUAA